Molecule: messenger RNA, 2034 nt
Organism: Colletotrichum spaethianum
Lineage: Eukaryota; Fungi; Ascomycota; Sordariomycetes; Glomerellales; Glomerellaceae
Exons: 1
Coding region: 1-2034 (677 amino acids)
Source: RefSeq, a predicted model, not a curated record
AUGCCGCCGUCACGACCUACCGCGCGCUGCUGCCGAGUAGUCCAGCAACAGAUCCGGGCGCCGUUGGACAACAUAUGGAUCACGGAAGGUGUGCUGGCGAGUGCCUUUGAGCGCUAUUGCCAUGUAUCACGACUCACACGACGGAAGUCGAGCUCCGUGCCCGGCCCGCUGGAAAACAGGAGGCGACUAGGCAAGAGGAAGAUGACGGACCUGCACAUGAACACCCAGCCGACGCUGCCUCCUUGGGCCAUCGAGUUUCCGGUCGAUCUGAGCCAGUGGAAGUGGCAGCCGCCAACGCAACGGUCAUCGGAGAAGAACAGGGAUCUACAGAGCCAGCAAAGCCAACCCGUGCCAUCGAGGAUCCUGCAAUGGUGGACAAACAAGGUUGAGCCAAAAGAGGAGGAGCUCGAUCGAAUUGGAGCCGAGCACCAAUCUGGAAUCGAAUUCCACCGUCAGCUCGCCAAAGCCCGAGCGGCCGUUGCGGCUUCCACCCCGAACGCGAUCGGUCCAGCAUAUUACAACUUUAUCGGGAGCCUGCAAGAGGACCUUAAAAUGGGAGUACUGGAUUCCGAAGCUGUGGACAUGGCUGUUUCGACAUUUCCGUCGUCUUUGAUCGACACGGGUGUUGACGGCGAAGUGGUCAAUGCUUCCAUUGAGAUGUUUCUUUCGGCCGUUGUCAAUGGAAUCGCAUCCUCCAAGGUUUUGGGCCCGUCAGAGUUUGAUGCGCGCCUUUGGAACCUUUUGCUAAAUCGGAUCUCACAACUACCGGCAAAUGACGCGACGAUUCUUUUGUUUCAAACUACCCUCGACGCAAUUCCUCGCCAGUACGUCAACGAUGCCCAUGAGGGCAUUGUUGCGGCAGUGCAAGCGCUAGCCGUAUCUCAAUUACCGGGGCGCGGACGGGCCGCGGAUAUUGGCGUUGCGCUCCGCUGUCUGUCGCCCACCGACCACGGCGCGCUACUCGACGGGAUGGAAGCUGCAAUCUACGAAGGUUCGGCGGCCUUUGAGGAGGAAACUCGCCAAAAGCUUCGCUUUCUUUGGUUGCAGACCUUGGCACACAUGCCGCAUGUGGACACUAGCUACCUUUUGGACGCAUGCGUCAGGUCCGCCUAUUUUGACGGCGAGCGGUUCAGCCUCGUCGGCCGAGAUCUCAGCCGACUUCUCAUCCAGUACUGGGCUACUCGCGGGUUCCUGUCGGAACACAAAGCUGUCGAGGCCGCGUGGGAUCGCGAUUCUUCCAACCAUCCAGAAUUGAAUUUUGCUUGGCUGGCCACCCACAUCUGCGAUCUGGAGCCAAGGGGUUAUAGGAAUGGGCGACAAGUGGCGGUCCUGAUGAGCUUCUUCAGGGUCUUAAGACGGCUUGGUCGGGAAAAGGAGCUUAUGGCAUCACUGCAAAGCUUCUGUGAGACCAGGGAGAAAGUGACGAUUCUGCCGUUUAAGCUGCUAGCUAUGGCUAGUCGCGACCACAACGCCGCGCUUGAGAUAUUCAUGUUUCUGGAGACUCACGCCACCAAGUUGGACGGAAAGCUUAAAGCGCAGUGGAACUGGAUGUCAUGGAUGCACUAUGUGAAGCCCAUGAUCGAGGACAAGUCUGUUAACCCCUUGGUCAUCUGGAAGCUUGUCAACUGCGGCGUUGGGAGGAGUUUCAGGAAAACAGUGCAGCAGCCGCAGCGGCUCAUGAAGAAGAGGACGAGGCUGAUGGAGAACAUGGCAUUGUGGUUCUCGCAGGCGGAUCAUUUCACGGACGCGAUGGCUCUACGGCAAGUGUGUCGAUGCGUCGGUUGGCUCCGCGGACACAACAUCGCGCUGUCGGACAAGGUUCUUGUGGCGCUUCUGUCGGUGGUCACAAGGGAGUUCAAGAGGGGUGAAUUUGGACGGACCAGUCGUCUAGCCUGGUUCCUAGAUCUUUUGGAACAACAUCAGGGCCCUGAUGAGCGACGAGCCGUCGCUCAAGUGCUGCAGCGGUGGAGAAUAACCAACGGGGACCUAUAUGCGGUGGCGAAGCGUCGAGCCGAGGAGCGGGCUCAAAAGUGA